Molecule: messenger RNA, 2922 nt
Organism: Megalops cyprinoides (Indo-Pacific tarpon)
Lineage: Eukaryota; Metazoa; Chordata; Actinopteri; Elopiformes; Megalopidae
Product: guanine nucleotide-binding protein G(olf) subunit alpha
Exons: 12
Coding region: 1045-2184 (379 amino acids)
Biological process (GO): adenylate cyclase-modulating G protein-coupled receptor signaling pathway
Cellular component (GO): heterotrimeric G-protein complex
Molecular function (GO): GTPase activity; GTP binding; G-protein beta/gamma-subunit complex binding
Source: RefSeq, a predicted model, not a curated record
UCCAUGGAGAACUUUAUUCGAUACGACAGUAGCUGCGCGAGCCAAAUUAAUUCGAAUGGAAGUGGUUGAGGUGCAAUUUUCACCCGGGAGUACUUUUUGAAAGAUUUUUAUUUGUUUAGUUUUUGAAUUGCGCGGCUAGAUAUAUUAGUUUCUGUUUGAGUUAAAAAUGUCGCAUUAUUUAUUUGAGCGCUCUUACUAAGUUGGAGUAGUGGAGGGUAAAGUUAGUACGGGUUAUUUAAAGCGUUGCUUCCAGUGGUAACUUGCUUGCAAGCUGCUAUUACCGUCUAAAACUGCUACUCGAGCUUCCGUGGGAAUAUACUAGAAACCGACCAAAGUUGUAGUUUUGUCGGAGAGUUCGCAGAAACAGGGAAACGGGGUCGGCGCUAUUCCGUGCGGACGGGAUUCGGUCGUUUGUGUGGUGGGAGCAGGACCCAACCCUUUGCUCUGCAUCUCGCCCAGAGAACUUUGAUAUUAUUCACUGUCGGAUUAUUUGAAUCGCUGGACGCAAGAUGCACGUUAUUGAAGCAGCCAGCGCACCUUUCACUUACAAAUAAUGAGAUAAUAUCUAAACGGAUCGUAGGUGUAGGUAUUAUUGCAUUGUAGCUGAGGUUUUUUUUUUUCUUUCUCGGUUCAGGGUUACUUCCUGGUGCGACAGAGAGAGGCAGUGCUGAGUUAAAGAGACAGAAAUACAGAGAUAGAAAUUUAGAUAGAAAAAUACUGAGUGGCGAGAAGGAGUGAGAGAGGAGCAGUUGGCUGGUUUCCAGAAGCAGCCCCGCUCCACUCUUUUUGUGUAUUUAUAAAAAUUAUUUUAACGGUUUGUUUUUAUUUAUGAUACAUGUAUUUAUUUGGACUAUUUGAAUCUCCGAGGUCCGGUUGGCCGAGAGGUUAAAGCGAAAUUGUACCAGGGAACAUUUUUUUCAGAGCGACGGGGAAGCGUCGCGCCGAUUUUUCGCACCAUUCGUUCCCCUUUUUUUAUUAAGCUUAGGAUUUAUUUUUUGCUGUUCGUUUCAUACUUUCGAUUUAAGAAAAAGAGGCUAACGGAAGAUGGGUUGUUUAGGCAACAGCAAGACCGAAGAUCAACGCAUCGACGAAAAAGCACAACGAGAGGCGAAUAAAAAAAUAGAGAAACAGUUGCAAAAAGAGAGGCAAGCGUACAAAGCCACGCAUCGGCUGCUUUUAUUGGGGGCCGGAGAGUCCGGAAAAAGCACUAUUGUCAAGCAGAUGAGGAUCUUGCACGUCAACGGUUUUAAUGCAGAGGAAAAGAAACAAAAAAUCCUGGAUAUUCGGAAAAAUGUGAAGGAUGCCAUAGUGACCAUAGUUUCGGCGAUGAGCACUUUAAUACCGCCAGUUCCACUAGCCAACCCCGAAGACCAGUUCAGAAUCGACUACAUCAAGAGUAUAGCCCCACUGUCUGACUUCGACUACACACAGGAGUUCUUCGAACACGCAAAGAAGCUGUGGGACGACGAGGGGGUGAAGGCGUGCUUCGAGAGGUCCAACGAGUACCAGCUCAUCGACUGCGCGCAGUACUUUCUGGACAGAAUUGAUUCCGUAAGCCAGACUGACUACACACCAACAGAUCAGGACCUGCUUCGCUGCAGAGUCUUGACUUCAGGGAUUUUUGAAACUCGAUUUCAAGUGGACAAAGUCAACUUCCACAUGUUUGAUGUGGGGGGCCAGAGAGACGAGAGGAGGAAGUGGAUCCAGUGCUUUAAUGACGUGACGGCCAUCAUCUUUGUGGUAGCAAGCAGCAGCUACAACAUGGUAAUAAGGGAGGAUAACAACACCAACAGGCUGCGGGAGGCUCUGGAUCUCUUCCGCAGCAUCUGGAACAACAGGUGGUUACGGACCAUUUCAGUCAUCCUGUUCUUGAACAAGCAGGACAUGUUGGCUGAGAAGGUAUUAGCGGGGAAGUCCAAGAUUGAAGACUACUUUCCUGAAUACGCUCGCUACACCAUACCAAAUGAAGCAACUCCUGAUCCCGGAGAAGACCCAAGAGUGACUAGGGCCAAGUUUUUCAUCCGAGAUGAGUUUCUGAGGAUCAGCACGGCAAGCGGGGACGGCCGGCACUACUGCUACCCGCACUUCACCUGCGCGGUGGAUACCGAGAACAUCCGCCGCGUCUUCAAUGACUGCCGCGACAUCAUCCAGCGGAUGCAUCUGCGGCAGUACGAGCUGUUGUGAUGGCGGCGCCGGCUCCCGCGCGUGCGCUUUACCAAUCUGAGCUCCUCUCCCAAAACGAACGCCCGCCGACAGGGACAAUGAGUACUACUGAAGUGUAUCAAAUCCUCCUUCUUUGUCACAUUCUUUUUUGUUUGUUCUUUUUUUUUAAAAUUUAAUUUAAGCCAUUCUCAGUACCCAGUUCGCUGAGUUUAAGAGGAGUGGGGAACAGGGUUUGUGGGCGCUUCUUCCUUUAUAAUGCCUUUGUCAUUCCACUAAGCCUUUGGCUACCUCCUUUUUUCUUUUUUUCUUUUUUUUUUUUUGUCCUUUUUUGGUUGUUUCAUUUCUCAUUUGUGAUGUCAUUGGACCUGGACCAGCAGGUUUUUCGCCAGCGGGGUGGGUGUGUUUGAGGAGCACCUGUCGGACCCGCCCCCUUGGGGGGGGGGGGGCGGAGCUUUGUCGCCUGCCGGCCUCCAAACUGACGCCACCUAGUGACCUACAGUACCCUUGCGUGGGCUCUCUGCAUCUUUUUUCAACACUGAAGAGUACUUGAUGGGGGGAUAAAAAAAGAAAGAAAAAAAAUGUAAUGCACUUUGCAUCAGGUUACUUAAAUACCGUUGAGGAAGUAUACACACGAUGUAGCACCACAAUAUUUAUUACUGUCACGGUUUUUAGCGUUCCGAGUUGCAGGUCGACUGUGAAGUUACCGACCUCCUCUUUUAAGCCGACUCGAGGCACAGAAGUGGAGGAGGGUGUGAGAGG